GUCAUGAGCUGUUAAUUCCAGCCCCGGUCUCGAGGAUGAGGAGGAUCUAUUUGUGAGGAAGACACAACAAAGGAAAAGGAAACAAGGAGCAACAGGGUGGUGAAUUCUGCGAACUGGGAGUGAGCGAAAAAGAAAAGGAGUCGUGACUCCCAGCAGCAGCAGCCAUGUGAGAGGAGCUGUCGACAAGCAGAGGAUGCCCACGCCCAGCUAAAGCAGAGCAACCCCCCUCUCUCUCUCUGUCUCUCUCUCUCUCUCUCUCUCCCCCACCUGCUCCCUCCCCUCCUCCCAUAUGAGGACGAGAAGAUGACUAUCACCAACCGGCAGUCCUUCAAUGUCCUGACGAUCAUCUUCCUCCUGCUGUCCACUGCAGCGCUCUCAGCUCAUUUCCGAGUGUGUGAACCUUACUCCGACCACAAGGGGCGCUACCACUUCGGCUUUCACUGUCCACGCCUCUCGGACAACAAGUCCUACGUGUUCUGCUGCCACCACAACAACACCGCCUUCAAAUACUGCUGCAACGAGACUGAGUUCCAGAUGGUCAUGCAGCUCAACCUCACCACCACCUCAGACGGUUAUGCACACAAUAAUUAUACAGCCCUGGUCGGCGUGUGGAUCUACGGCUUCUUCGUCAUGGUGCUGCUGGCGCUUGACUUUCUCUACUACUCAGCCAUAAACUACGAGCUGUGCCGGGUCUACCUGGAGAAAUGGGGCCUCGGAGGACGCUGGCUGAAGAAGGCUCGGAGUCAGUGGCACAGGUCCAUGCCGGAGGAGAGCGAAGCCCAGGCUCAAGCUCAGCCUAUGGUCCCCAGCCACUAUCAGCCCAGACACAGCCUCAGAGGGGAGAGUCACAGCCCCACACUCCUGCCCUACAACACAUCCACCGCAUGAAUGAUGCUGCGAGUGGACAAACAGAAGAGUAGCAACACCUUGUUUCCUUAUGUGGUACAGAGGAGAUGCCCCACAGAUGCCCCUCUCUGGACCACAGACUAAAACACCAGUGGUGGGCUAGCCAUACUGUAGUAGUUAGAAGUGACUACUGCCCCCCCUUUCUAAUGAGCACAAAUCAUCCAUGGACUGACAGAAGCAGGCUGGUCUGGCAUUUAGAAAGCCGGCUGAAGAAAGCCUGUCAGGAAACACAGAGGACCUUAGUGCUGCAGUCACAGCAGAUGAACGACAGACACAUUCAACUGCUCACAGGUGUUCAGUGAUCCCUUGAAAUGGCUGCCAAGGCCUGGAGUGUCCCAAACAAAUCCAAGCUGAACUGGAUUAACUGUACUCAGAAGCGAGGAGGCUUGCCUGUUUUUAAAAAGAAGCUCAUCUUUCUAGAUAUAAAAUGUUUAUUACACUGCUGUGUCAGUUUGUGUUCAGUAGCAGUUAGACACAGUCGUGGGUUAUCUAUUUGGUGAUUAAUUUAUGUGAACUAGAGAAAUAUAUGAGUGGUUAACAUUCGGAACAUGUAACAGUUUAGGUUGAUGCUGAGCAUCUCACUUAGAGUAGAAUGUUUUUGUUACUUACUGAAACCAGACACAAAAUGUCUCUGCAGCCAUGUUGAAAAACAAUAUCUUGUAUGAAAUGUUUUAGGUCUCCUUUCUCAAAACAAGUACUUUCUUCUAUAUUGUAACGUGUCUGACAAGGACACAACGCCAUAAAGUUGAACUGCUGUAGAUCUAAAUGUUUUACAUUAGGACAUCAAGGUUUCACUUCGGUUUAGUGAUGGCGGGGAAAGGGAGCUGACUCUCUAUAAGUUAUUCACCCAAAACAUUAAUGAUGUUCAGGGAUCCUUUCACAACAUAAACAGAGCUUUAUGCUUAGCUAUUCAUUACCUUAAACAGGGGCAAGAUAUGACCAGAAUUUAACAAACAAAAUAAGAAGAAAAAUCAGUGUAUAUCACCUCAGUAUCAUUUUCUUUCUUUAAAUUGGCGUCUGUCAGUCUUGGAGGCUAUGUUAGGUUCGUGUGGUGUCUAGCCGUGUUCAAUGGUCGGCAGCUAAGCCAGUUUGAAGUGAACUCUGUUGCCCACGUUGACUCCCCCAUGAUCUGAAGUUGUAAUCCUGACAUGCAGCAGACUACUGUCAGCUAAUAGGGGCUCUGAUCUGCACAGCUAACCAAGCUGAAGGCAGUUUGUCACGACAGCAAAGUGUAUAGCAAGCAGCAGUUAGCAGUUAUGCCACCUCCUAUAGUUUUGGAGCCACCUUUGACAAGUGGCCAUAUCUUAGCAACAAACCCACAAGCACAUCUGAGACCAUGACUUAUAAUGUGAGUGUGAGACAGUGGCCUGGGUAUCGUCAUCCAAUGACGUGUUUGCCCUUCCUCAUUACCGGAGAUGCCUGACAAACAGCUCCAUUAGCAAUAUGAUACAAAUGAAUAUCAAUUUGGCUCCUUUAUAAGGAGCACUCUUAAUCCCACAUUGGUAACAGACAAUUGGAAAAGAUUAGCCAUAAUGGAAAUGUAAAAAAAAAAAAAAGAAAAGAAAAGAAAAAUCCAUUAAAACCCCUUCAGUGUCAGCAAUAAUGUACAGUAGCAUUGUCAGAUGGAUGAUAUGGUAAGCAUAAAAUCUUUACAUUGGGAACCAGUGAAACAGUUAAUUAUUAAAUUACAGUCGCUGCAACUAAAAAUUAAUUACAUCAUUGAUUCAUCUAAAUAUACCAAUUAUGUUCUUAAUCAAUAAUCAUUUUGUCAAUAAAAAUGGAGGAGACAGUGACUUCUUUAGUCCAGUCAACAGUCAGAAAUCCAAAGAUAUUCAAUGUGAAAAGCAUUUGAGAAACUGAAACCAGGGGAUUGUUUGUCAUAGAAUAAUUGCAUUUACAUAAACAGUCAGUUCAAAUUAAAUCAGAACUAACCACUGGGAUAAAUUCUCUGUAAUCCCUAAUUUGUUGUCAUUUAUGUCUGAGAACAAACAAAGCAGCUGCUGGUGCCAGAUUGAAUAUGAGUGACAGCGUGAGAGGACCAGGUGGACCAACAGUUAGUGCAGUCGGGUCCCAAUCUUACAUCUGCAACUGUUAAUCUGGCAGCUGCAGAGCCUGUUUGUGUACACAGUCUCCAGUUCGUGCACACAGUGAAAUGUCAUCUGAAUUUCCAGAAUAAAUGUUAGCAAAAACUAUUUCUGCAAAAACCACAGAGAAGUUCAAACUCAUGGAUAUAGGCGGUCCAACCUUCCAGUGGGAAAAAAAGCUGGUUUUGGUCACUACAAAAACAGCAGGAGACGUCUGUAGGUCACCUUGAGAAACAACCGGCAUUGCCCACAAAGUGGAUAUCCACCAACAGAUAUUUGUCUGGACACAUAUCCAUUGGUGUGAGCUGGACUGCGGUGGCAGUUUGGCAGCCUUGUUGGCUUGUAAUUAUGCCGACUCCAUACCCUCCACCCCCCAGUGUGAAAGGUGUCUAUACGUCCAAGGUCAACCUUGGACGUAUUUGUGGUUUGCAGAAACAUUAACAUCAUAUCCUGGUACCUGGGUGGCAAUAUCGUCACUUUAAAGCCAACAUGAGAUAGUGACACAGAAAUGCCAUGACAGCUAUGAAACUUGGGUCCUGCCGUCGUAUUUAUCCUCUCUGUUUCAUGAAGUUUAAGUGGACCCACUGAGCAGACUUACUCAAGUGCUGCUGCAAGGGGGGCCUGCCGGCAUCAUCCUCAGUUAUCAGCAAUAAUAUUCACAUUUGCUGAGUUGUUAGAGCAAGUUAAUUCCCAUUCCGGUGGCUAAAGUUUAAUUGCAUGUGCGCCCCAGCAGGCUCGUGCCAUCAUUUUCAGGGGCAGAGGAAUGGGAAGUGUCCAAGUGAAAUAAUUGGCCCGGAGACCAGCCGCGGUUCAAAAUUACACUCUCUUGCUUUCUUCUCUGUAGCUGCCUCCUUAUUCCCAGAGUGUGAACAGCAACAGCGGACAGGGAGGAGAGGUUUCUAAUAGUAGGUGCAGCAGCAGAAAGGGGGUUUAAUUAGUCCCCAAUGCUGGAUAAGUGGG
This is a messenger RNA of Acanthopagrus latus (yellowfin seabream), 3950 nucleotides long. It is a transcript of the gene shisal1b, whose product is annotated as shisa like 1b. The transcript is spliced from 5 exons. NCBI's taxonomy places the organism in Eukaryota, Metazoa, Chordata, Actinopteri, Spariformes, Sparidae. The record is from RefSeq and is a predicted model, not a curated record. The coding region runs from base 304 to 888 and encodes 194 amino acids.